Messenger RNA from Sorex araneus (European shrew), 7649 nucleotides. It is a transcript of the gene AFDN, whose product is annotated as afadin, adherens junction formation factor. The transcript is spliced from 31 exons. The coding region runs from base 77 to 4972 and encodes 1631 amino acids. Gene Ontology annotation, cellular component: adherens junction. Gene Ontology annotation, biological process: regulation of protein localization; signal transduction. Lineage: Eukaryota; Metazoa; Chordata; Mammalia; Eulipotyphla; Soricidae. The record is from RefSeq and is a predicted model, not a curated record. Gene Ontology annotation, molecular function: cell adhesion molecule binding.
CGAGCGGAGCGCGGGGGCCGCCGGCCCGGCCCGCCCGAGCCCCCGCGGCGCCCGGCCCGGAGGCGCGGCCGGGAGGAUGUCGGCGGGCGGCCGCGACGAGGAGCGGCGGAAGCUGGCGGACAUCAUCCAGCACUGGAACGCCAACCGGCUCGACCUGUUCGAGAUCAGCCAGCCCACCGAGGAUUUGGAGUUCCAUGGGGUGAUGAGGUUUUACUUCCAAGACAAAGCUGCUGGGAACUUUGCAACCAAGUGCAUCCGGGUGUCCAGCACAGCCACCACGCAGGAUGUGAUUGAGACGCUGGCAGAGAAGUUCCGGCCAGACAUGCGCAUGCUGUCCUCGCCCAGGUACUCUCUGUACGAGGUGCACGUCAGCGGAGAAAGAAGAUUGGAUAUAGAUGAGAAACCCCUAGUCGUACAGUUGAACUGGAAUAAAGAUGAUCGAGAGGGCAGAUUCGUGCUUAAGAAUGAGAACGAUGCUCUGCCUCUCAAGAAGGCUCAGAGCAAUGGCCCCGACAAGCAGGAGAAGGAGGGAGUCAUCCAGAACUUCAAGAGAACGCUCUCAAAGAAGGAGAAGAAAGAGAAGAAGAAGCGCGAGAAAGAGGUGUCUCGGCAGGCGUCGGACAGAGAGGAGCGGCUGUUCCCAGGGGAGGACGUUGAGAAUUCCCGACUGGCUGCCGAAGUUUACAAAGACAUGCCUGAGACCAGCUUCACCCGCACGAUCUCCAACCCUGAGGUGGUCAUGAAGCGCCGGCGGCAGCAGAAGCUAGAGAAGAGGAUGCAGGAGUUCCGGAGUUCUGACGGGCGGCCAGACUCAGGUGGGACGUUGAGGAUCUACGCUGACAGCCUAAAGCCCAACAUCCCCUACAAGACCAUCCUGCUGUCCACCACGGACCCUGCGGAUUUUGCUGUGGCAGAAGCGCUGGAGAAGUAUGGGCUGGAAAAGGAGAAUCCCAGGGAGUACUGCAUCGCCCGGGUCACGCUGCCUCCAGGUGCUCAGCACUCGGAUGAGAAAGGUGCUAAGGAAGCCAUCCUCGAGGAUGACGAGUGUCCUUUACAGAUCUUCCGGGAGUGGCCCAGUGAUAAAGGGAUCCUCGUGUUCCAGCUGAAGAGACGGCCUCCCGACUAUGUGCCCAGGAAGGGCAGGAAGCACAGUGACGGGAAGCUGGUGAGGGCGAGGGAGCGGGCCGAGGGGGCUGGCUACGGCUCUGCGCUCCCGCCCGAGAAGCUGCCGUACCUGGUGGAGCUCAGCCCAGGGAGGAGGAACCACUUUGCCUACUACAACUCCCACGCGCACGAAGAUGGUUCUGACUCCAGGGAUAAGCCGAAGCUCUACCGCCUGCAGCUCAGUGUGACUGAGGUUGGGACAGAGAAGCUGGAGGACAGUUCCAUCCAGCUCUUCGGGUCUGGAAUUCAGCCCCAUCACUGCGACCUCACCAACAUGGACGGUGUGGUGACUGUCACGCCACGCAGCAUGGAGGCCGAGACAUACGUGGAGGGGCAGCGCAUCUCUGAGACCACCGUCCUGCAGAGCGGCAUGAAGCUACAGUUUGGGGCGGCGCACGUGUUCAAGUUUGUGGACCCCAGCCAGGACCACGCUCUCGCCAAGAGGACCAUGCAGGAGACAACAUUCGAGCUAGGAGGGGAAGUGCACGGCGGCACAGGACUGCCCACGAGCAAGAGCACCACCAGGCUGGACAUCGAGCGUGGCACAUCGGCCUGUAGCACCGCUGAGCGUGGCCUGGUGAAGCCCAUGAUCCGGUUGGAGCAGCAGCAGGAGCUACGCAGGCAGGAGGGCAGACCCCAGGACGCUGCCGGGCCGGAGCUGACGCUGCCCGCGAGCAUCGAGUUCCGGGAGAGCGCUGAAGACUCGUUUCUCUCCGCCAUUAUCAACUACACAAACAGCUCAACUGUGCACUUUAAGUUAUCGCCGACGUACGUGCUCUAUAUGGCAUGUCGGUAUGUACUGUCCAGCCAGUAUAGACCUGACGCCAGUGCCUCCGAGCGUCCCCACAGAGUGAUUGCCAUUGUCAGCAAGAUGGUGAGCAUGAUGGAAAGCGUGAUCCAGAAGCAGAAGAAUAUCGCAGGGGCGCUUGCUUUCUGGAUGGCAAAUGCCUCCGAGCUUCUCAACUUCAUCAAGCAGGACCGAGACCUCAGUCGGAUCACAGUGGAUGCCCAGGACGUGCUUGCGCAUCUGGUGCAGAUGGCCUUCAAGUACCUGGUUCACUGCCUCCAGUCAGAAUUGAAUAACUAUAUGCCAGCAUUUCUGGAUGACCCUGAAGAGAACAGUUUGCAAAGACCAAAAAUCGAUGAUGUCCUGCACACGCUCACGGGGGCCAUGUCCCUGCUGCGCCGUUGCCGUGUCAACGCUGCCCUCACCAUCCAGCUCUUCUCUCAGCUCUUCCACUUCAUCAACAUGUGGCUCUUCAACAGGCUGGUCACCGACCCCGAGUCGGGGCUGUGUUCGCACUACUGGGGGGCCAUCAUCCGCCAGCAGCUGGGCCACGUGGAGGCCUGGGCUGAGAAGCAGGGUCUGGAGCUGGCAGCCGACUGUCACCUCAGCAGGAUCGUGCAGGCCACCACGCUGCUCACCAUGGACAAGUACGCACCUGAGGACAUCCCUGCCAUCAACAGCACCUGCUUCAAGCUGAACUCGCUGCAGCUGCAGGCCCUGUUGCAGAAUUACCACUGUGCGCCCGAUGAGCCCUUCAUCCCUGCGGACCUGAUUGAGAACGUGGUGGCCGUGGCAGAGAACACGGCUGACGAACUGGCUCGCAGCGACGGCCGGGAGGUGCAGCUGGAGGAGGACCCCGACCUGCAGCUGCCUUUCCUCCUGCCCGAGGACGGCUACUCCUGCGAUGUGGUCCGGAACCUCCCCAGCGGCCUGCAGGAGUUCCUGGACCCUCUGUGCCAGCGCGGGUUUUGCAGGUUGAUUCCUCACACACGUUCCCCAGGCACGUGGACAAUAUACUUCGAAGGCGCAGAUUAUGAGAGCCACCUCACACGGGAGAACACAGAACUGGCCCAACCUCUGAGGAAAGAGCCGGAAAUCAUCACCGUGACCUUGAAGAAGCAGAAUGGAAUGGGACUGAGUAUCGUGGCAGCCAAGGGUGCAGGUCAGGAUAAACUGGGAAUCUAUGUCAAGUCAGUUGUGAAAGGAGGCGCAGCUGAUGUGGAUGGACGCCUGGCUGCAGGCGACCAGCUCCUCAGUGUGGACGGGCGAAGUCUGGUAGGACUCUCUCAGGAAAGGGCUGCAGAGCUCAUGACCAGGACCAGCUCCGUGGUCACACUGGAAGUGGCCAAGCAAGGAGCCAUCUACCACGGCCUCGCCACCCUGCUCAACCAGCCGUCCCCCAUGAUGCAGAGAGUUGCAGAUCGCCGAGGCUCAGGGAAGCCCCGUCCCAAGAGUGAAGGCUUUGAGCUCUACAACAACUCAGCACCCAAUGGGUCCCCGGAAAGUCCGCAGCUGCCGUGGACAGAGUACAGUGAGCCCAAGAAACUGCCCGGCGAGGACAGGCUGAUGAAGAACAGGGCUGACCACCGUUCCAGCCCUAAUGUUGCAAACCAGCUUCCCAGCCCUGGAGGGAAGAGCGCAUAUGCCCCUGGAGCAACCGCCAAGAUCACCUCUGUCUCUACUGGGAAUCUGUGCUCUGAGGAACAAACCCCUCCACCUCGGCCCGAGGCCUAUCCCAUCCCCACGCAGACCUACACCCGGGAGUACUUCACCUUCCCUGCCUCCAGGGCCCAGGACCGCACGGCGCCUCCCCAGAACCAGUGGCCAAACUAUGAGGACAAGGCUCCCAUGCUCACAGACGGCAGUGACUCCCAUUCCGCACGUCAGCGGGUGACGCGCUCACAGGAGGAGCUGCGGGAAGACAGAACCUGUGGCCUGGAGCACCAGAUGGACAGUGACCUGUGGGUCACCCAGAGCUCCUCGCUGGGCUCCAGUGCGUCCAGCCAGGAGCACCUGGACCACUCCUCCAAGCCCGGCACCCCGGCUUCCACACUCACCAAGAGCGGCCCGGGCCGCUGGAAGACCCCUGCUCUGGUGCCGGCCCCUCCGGUGGCGCUGUCCCAGCCCCUCCGGACAGACCUGCCCCCACCGCCCCCUCCGCCCCCCGCGCACUAUGACCUGGACGGGGUUGCCCUGGACCUGCCUCUCCCUCCCCCCCCUGUGAGCCAGUUGGGCCCCCCGCCAGCCGAGCGCAAGAAGCGGGAGGAGCAGCAGCGCUGGUACGAGAAGGAGAAGGCUCGGCUGGAGGAGGAGCGGGAGCGGAAGCGGCGCGAGCAGGAGCGGAAGCUGGGCCAGAUGCGCACGCAAGCUCUGCACCCCGCCACAGCGCCUGCGCCUCCCGCAAGGCCCGAGAAACCCGCGGCUCUGCCCAGGCCCCCGGAGACGGUCAUCCGGGAGCUGCAGCCCCAGCAGCAGCCCCGCACGAUCGAGCGCCGGGACCUGCAGUACAUCACCAUCAGCAAGGAGGAGCUGGCCUCGGGCGACAGCCUGUCCCCAGACCCCUGGAAGCGAGAUGCCAAGGAGAAGCUGGAGAAGCAGCAGCAGCUGCACAUCGUGGACAUGCUGAGCCGCGAGAUCCAGGAGCUGCAGAGCAAGGCCACGCGCAGUGCCGAGGAGAGCGACCGCCUUCGCAAGCUCAUGCUGGAGUGGCAGUUCCAGAAGCGACUGCAGGAGUCUAAGCAGAAGGACGAGGACGACGAGGAGGAGGAGGAGGAUGACGUGGAUACCAUGCUGAUCAUGCAGCGCCUGGAGGCUGAGCGCAGAGCACGGCUGCAGCAGACUGCUAUGCCAGCAAUCUCUGUUCUAGAUUUGUUGCAGGAUGAGGAGCGGCGGCGGCAGCAACAGCUGGAGGAGAUGCAGCAGCGGGAGGCGGACGACCGUGCGCGGCUGGACGAGGAGCGCCGCCAGCAGGAGGAGGAACGUGGCCGGCGUGACGCUGAGGAAAAGGUCCUGGUCCUCUGAGUGCCGCUCGCGUGCCACAGUUUAGCCCAGCCUUAACCGCCAGGGGCCUGGGCCCCGCUCCGUGCCUGCGACGUGGCGGGUGUAGACAGGGCCUGCUGGCCCCCGAGCUCUGGUGGCUGGACCCAACCUUCCCUGCUCUGCCUCCUGCCUCGCUGCUGCCGAUGGGCCUGUGCACUCGGGCGGGUGGAGGCGCCAGGAGCCGGUGCGGUUAGUGGACCUGCAGCCCUGCGAGUACAUUCGCCCCUGAUGUGGCCCCGCUAGACGUCAUCCGGGACACCUGAACUCAGUGCGAGCCCCUCUCUGAAGUCAGUUUCCCGGGUUGCUGUGGGCUUUUAUUCAGGGACUCUUCCUGAUCUCUAGGACAGCUGUCUUCCUCACUGCACGGGGAGAUGGCCUCCGCAUGGCUUCUCACCUGGUGCCCUCCCGCACGGGUGCGGCCACCCUCUGUCCCUUCCCUUCUGUGAAGGGGAAGUGCUCAGGCCUCCAUGGCCGUCGGGGAUGCGGGGCUGUGUGAACUGUCCUGUCCCCGUAGCCCAGCAGGUCCCAGUCGUGGCGCACCUCCUUGACCUCCCCCCGAGACCCUCGAGGGUGCUUUCUGUAGCAACACUACCUGUUAGAUGCGGAGUGAUGGAGAGUUAGGUGCAUAGGGAAGAUGGCACUCGUUUCCAUGAAGGUGGAACGGCUCCUGUGAGGACACAGACCUGUUCUGAAACCAGCGAAUUCCACGCACUCUAGACUGGCCCUUCUUCCCGUCUGUGUCUGUUAUCUGUCAUUUCUGAACAGCCUCUGCAGUGGCCUCCUGCUUGGCCCACGGAGGCGGGCCUAGGGCUGCUCUCCUGUGGGUGGGCUCUGGGGAGCAGCCGGGCCCACGUGUCCAUGGGCCGAGCCACAUCCUGGGACCUUGGCAUGGCCGCCGGGACCACCUGAGCACAGCUGCUGGAGAAGGGAGCAGUGCUGGUGUGCCAGUCAUGAUGCUCUCCUGUGCCCGUGCCGGUGACGCUAGACUUGAGCGGCUGUCUCAAAAGGAGCCGAAUAACUUUCUUGUUCAUACGGCGUCCAGAGCAGAUGGGUGUGAUUGGCUGUAGAACUACAAGCCCUGAGUGUGUGGGGUGGGACCGUCUCUCGGCACAUACUUGUGUAUGCUCCUAGGGACACAGCGACAAGGGGUUUGAUUCCCCAUCUGGUCUCAUGUGAUAGUGUUUGCGUUCACCUACCUGCGUGGUCUGACUCCCGCCUGAGCCAGUGCAGGCUCCCUGCAGAACCCAAGGUGGGCAAGUCUUGUCCUCAGGCUGUCACUAGCGACAGAACACAUCCAGGCGACCCAGGUGUGGGCAGGAGCAGGGCUGCCUUUCCUUCUCUGACUCUUCUCCUCUGGCCAGUGAAGCACUGGACAUCACGUGCUCACCUGUGCCUAUAGGAAUGGAGGCAGAGUCGGGUGUGUAUGUGUGGAGGGGUGGAGCAGAGUGGGAGUGUGUAUGUGUGCAGGGGUGGAGCAGAGUGGGGGUGUGUAUGUGUGUAGGGGUCAGCAGAGUGGGGGUAUGUAUGUGUGCAGGGGUGAGCAGAGUGCGGGUGUGUAUGUGUGCAGGGGUGAGCAGAGUGGGGGUGUGUAUGUGUGCAGGGGUGAGCAGAGUGGGGGUGUGUAUGUGUGCAGGGGUGAGCAGAGUGGGGGUGUGUAUGUGUGCAGGGAUGAGCAGAGUGCGGGUGUGUAUGUGUGCAGGGAUGAGCAGAGUGGGGUGUGUAUGUGUGCAGGGGUGAGCAGAGUGUGGGUGUGUAUGUGUGCAGGGAUGAGCAGAGUGGGGGUGUGUAUGUGUGCAGGGAUGAGCAGAGUGGGGGUGUGUAUGUGUGCAGGGGUGAGCAGAGUGGGGGUGUGUAUGUGUGCAGGGAUGAGCAGAGUGGGGGUGUGUAUGUGUGCAGGGAUGAGCAGAGUGGGGGUGUGUAUGUGUGCAGGGGUGAGCAGAGUGGGGUAUGUAUGUAUGCAGGGGUGAGCAGAGUGGGGUGUGUAUGUGUGCAGGGGUGAGCAGAGUGGGGGUGUGUAUGUGUGCAGGGGUGGAGCAGGAUGGGGGUAUGUAUGUUAUGCAGGGGUGGAACAGAGUGGGGGUGUGUACAUGUGCAGGGAUGGAGCGAGUGGGAGUGUGUUUGCGUGUAGGGAUGGAACGUGUAGUGGUGUGUGCCUGCAGGGAUGGAGCAGAGUGGGGACGUACAUGUGUGUAGGGAUGGAGCACAUAUGUGUAUGAGUGUGGUGCUGGAGCAUAGUGUGAUAUGCACGUGAGGGAUGGGUGUGAUGGGUGUGUUGUGUCGAGUGUGCGUGUGUGUGCAUGUGGGGGGGUGUUACAGUUGUGCAGAUGUGGCCUAGAGGGAGUAGGGAGAAAGCACACGCAGACCCGGAAGCAGGACAAAAGCCCUUGGUCUGCAGCCCCUCUGCGAACUGACCCUGAGAAGGAGCCUCAAUGCCCCGCCCUGCACCCGCUCCCAGCCUUCGGGGGCGUCCUGGCCGCUCUCUUGUCCUUUUUUUCCCCCUUCCUUUCCCUUUGUUCUGAAACUGUCUAUAUUUAACCCAACUGUGCUGUUUCCUUCUCGAUGUUACGAGACUUGAACCUUGUUGCCUGUAGUUGUGCAGCUGUGUGUCGCAGACUUGUACAGUGAGUGUGCAAAUACAUCGGACUCUGCUGUCACUGUC